Kluyveromyces marxianus DMKU3-1042 is the source of this 591-nucleotide messenger RNA. It is a transcript of the gene HBN1, whose product is annotated as nitroreductase family protein. The record is from RefSeq and is a predicted model, not a curated record. Gene Ontology annotation, biological process: cellular response to oxidative stress. The transcript has a single exon. Lineage: Eukaryota; Fungi; Ascomycota; Saccharomycetes; Saccharomycetales; Saccharomycetaceae. Bases 1 to 591 code for a protein of 196 amino acids.
AUGUCUUCAGUUACCUCCCAACAAUUUUUGAAAGCUAUUGCUGCUCGUCGUUCUAUCUACUCCUUGACGCCAGAGUUACCAGACGGAAUUUCCAUUAAUGACGUCCAAAGCGUUGUUGAAGCCAUCAUCAAGCACACCCCAACCUCCCAUAACAGCCAAGGUAACAGAGCUAUCAUUAUAACUGGCGAAGCCCACAGAAAAAUGUGGUCAUCUGUUGUCGAUGCCAUUGAAGGCGAUACUGGAAAAAAGAGCCCAACUUCUAUUCGGGAUGAGGCUUACGGUUCAAUUGUCUUCUUCAUUGAUGACAAGACUCUAGAGCAAUUGAAGAACAAUUCCCCAGUAUGGGCUAGUGUUUUCCCAUCUCUUGCAGACCAAUCCAGCGGUGCAGCCCAAAUCUCUGCUUGGACUGCUCUUGAAUUGUUGGGUUUCGGUGGUCACUUGCAACAUUACAACGGUUACAUUAAUGCUGCUUUGCCAGAAGGUACCGUUCCAGAAGGAUGGAAGGUCAAGGCUCAAUUAGUUUUCGGUGCUCCCACUGCUCCACCUCGUGAGAAGACCUUCAUUGAAAAUCCGGUUAAGGUUCUAAAAUAG